CGUUCGUUCCGUUCAGAACAUUCUGGUUGCCGUUGCUUGCUUGUCGUCGGGUAUACUGCGGUUGAUUGUGACAAGCGGUUCUGCUGCAGUUUGUUGUCCCACUGUUUGGAGUGGUCCGGAUUCUCGGGUUUUCCGGUGUCGAUUCUCGCCGCGUGAUUGAUUCUCUUAUCGGGUGACGUUGUUGUAAGGAUUCCGGACGAUAGCGGAUUCGGUUACCGGGCUUGUUUUUCUUUUCGGGCUCCAACCGAAAGGUUUUCGACCUUUUAGGGAGUCUCAGUCGGAGAAAGCCGGUCACGUUUCAGAAAUCGCGCUGAUUUGGAACCGAGUCAGUCAGUCGUCGAAGGGAAUUGACCACCGGAGCGUGACGACGACGACGGGUGCUAUUUAUGUGUCAAACUAAACCGGGGCUCCACUUGCUGUCAAUGGAUGCAUGAAUUGUUGUUCCUGCUUGGUCUCCUAUUGUCGGUUUGGGUUGUUGGAGGUUUGAGUCGAUUGAAUAAUUGCCGGGAGUGUCUGUGAUUUAUUGGCCUGGAUUUGGUGAAUUCUGUUGCUGAAAGCUCCCCUUGAUUUAGGAUCUUCGAUUCAGAAUUAUCUCGACCGGUUGAUUUGUGCAAUCCGGAAUUGGAUAGCUUAAGCAUCAACAAAGCCAUCAACGACAAAUACAAAGGUAACAACAAGUGACUUGGUUGCUGCACAAAGCAGCAAAAAGUCAUCAGUGAAGUGAAGUGGUUUGCGUGUGAUCACUUGAUCGGUUCGAUCGUUCAACGAAGAUCACAGGUGUUUGGUGCGAAGCAGGAGAGCCGAAGUUGUUUAUCUUGAGUGUAUUAGUGUGCUAUCGUUCUUCGGUGGCUCUCCGCAAGUGGUGAAUCGAAUUUCAGGAGGUCUGUGUGUGGAUUACUUACGAGCAACAUGAUUCCGACCAUGAUCGAGGGUCGGUCUUCAGGUGCGGCCAGCAGCGGAAGGCUGGCCCUGCUUCUGACCGCAGUGAUGACACUGCUGGUUACGACCGUGGCGUCUAGAACACCCGUUUCCAUGACGUUGGAGGAACAUAUCAGCGAUGAUCCGGAUUUGUCACAGUUCUACGAUUUAAUUCAGGGCAAUCCUAUAGCGUCGGCCGCUCUGAAGCUAAGAGCGUUGACGAUUUUUGCCCCAACGAAUCAGGCCUUCCAACGAUACCAAGGCAACCGGACCAUUGUGCUGUACCAUAUCUCAACGGUCGCACUGCCUUUGGAACAGCUAGGAUCGACUGUAAUCUCGGAUUUCGAUGGAAAUCCACCGAUCUACGUAACGAGGAGAAGGCAACCGGCAGGAAGUGGUGCUGAGGACAUCUUCGUAAAUAACGCCAAAGUUAUCCGCAGUCGAUCGAAUGUGCAGCUGACCAAUCAGAUGGGAAAACGACAGGUUCUGCACAUAAUUGAUGACGUACUAACACCGCUGACAGUCAAUCCGUCUACCUCCUUCGAGCUGUACAACCUGGACGCAUUCCAGUUCAUCCAGAAUGCGGAAAACCUGGACAUCAAUCAGCAUCGAAUUCGCUCCUUCCGGCAGAAGAUAAACGUGUUCCGGAAGGAUGACAUCUACAAGGCGGUCGGAGGGCACACCUUCCUGAUUCCGGUUGAGGAAGGAUUCAAGCCCCCACCGCGUCCGGACAUGAUCGAUCGCAAAGUGAUCGAUGGGCAUGUGAUUCCGAAUAAUGUUAUUUUUACCGCACCGUCACCGUUGAAUGAUCCGCUGGAGACGUUGGCUUUCGAGGAUAACCUCAAAGUUACCGUGACCUUCUUCCGGCAGGGCGAGGGCAAGAAUGCUAAAGUAUACGUCCGGUCGAACACGGUUAUUGGCGACUCCAGGCACGCUUCCGGUGCCGUCCUGGCUGAAAUCGUGAAAGCCAACAUUCCGGUCCGAAAUGGAGUCAUCCAUCUGAUCCACCGACCCCUGAUGGUAGUUGACACUACGGUGCUCCAGUUCCUCGAGCAUUACAAAACCCAUCAUUACGAUGCUCACGCCCACUCGGAGGAGCAAAAUAGUUCAGGUGGAUCAGAAAAGGAAAAGGAAGACGGACCGCUGUUCAAGUUCUACGAACUGAUUGCCGAUUAUGCGCCGGAUUUCUUCCGAACCAUGCAGAACACCCAGCAGAUGACGCUGUUUGCCCCCAGCAACGAGGCACUAAGCCAUCCGAUCGUGAGCAAUUUUAUCAGUAACUUAUCCUCAAACAGGACCACCAAAGCUCUCGACGAUCCGGGAAAUCGCGAAAAGCUUCGGGAAAUUUUACACCUGCACCUGGUCCGGGACAGCAUCACCACCGACAAAAUCCGCAAGAACAACCAAAAUCAGAUCUACCAGGUGCCAACGGGGGCGGAUAAGAGGUUCCUGUACUUCAACGUUAUCACCAAUCGGUACACCCACAAUCAGACGAUCACAGUCGAGGGAGGUGGGGUGAAUGCGACCAUCAUUCUGAGUGACAUUGCUGCCACCAAUGGGUAUUUGCAUAUCAUUGAUCGGGUGCUCGGAAUUCCCUACAUGACGGUGCAGGAGAAGAUCGAAACCGAUCCGAUGUUGAAUCUAACUUACCAGUUCGGCCGGUACAACCAGUUCAACGAGCAGCUGAACAAAACCACCAAACGGUUCACCUACUUCAUCCCGAGAGACAAGGCCUGGAUGCAGUGGUUCCAGGAGCACAGCGGAGCCAACCUGAACAGCUUCCUCACCGACAUCUACCAGACAAGAUCGGUCCUGGAGCGCCAUCUGGUUGUGGCGGAUCGAGUAUUUACCAUGUCGGAUCUGAAAAACAUGUCCAACGAUUCGCUCAUCCUGCCCACGGUCGGUCCCCACAAUCUGCAGAUCCGGGUCAAGGAGGAGGAACGAACGGAAGACGACUAUACGAGUACGUUACAGUCCGGGUUCUACAUCCAGUGGCGUGAAACUGGAAAAUGGAUCCCGGUCUUCCGGCCGGAUGUAGAGUGCACCAACGGCAUCAUCCACGUGAUCGACGCCCCCCUAGUGCGUGACAACGACAUCUCAACGAGCGGGACUAUGAAAAGUGGAGUCAGCAGCAUGACAACCCUACUGAUUUUUGUCACCUUCGGCUUCCUGGCGAAGGUUUUGGCAAAUCACUAAGAAGAACUGAACUAAGUCAGUCACUCAUCACAUCAUCAUGUCCCUAAUCAUCGAACGAGCAGUUGAAACAUAAAAAAAAAAUCCAUCAUCAUCCCGUCAAAUCGUGUCCGAUAGAUAGGAGAGCUUCUAUGUAAAAAAUAAUUCAAAACAAAACCAAUUGCGAGUUUAGGGCUAUCAAAGUAAGGAAACAACAAUCGAAUAAGGAAGAUGUCACUAUAGAAAAAAAAAACGAACUUGGCAACAGGUUUUUGGAAUUGUCAUCCUAAGGACAAAACUGCUUUUGCAUCAUCACUUUUUUCUUUGAACUUAAAAAUUUUCAGAUAAUUUUUUGAAUUAUUCCUGAAAAAAAACAAAAGCAAACUGAAUGUAAAUCCAAUCAAUCAACCAAUAACUAACGAAGAGAACACUUAAAAAACUGCCAAUUGAACAUCUUCAAUGAACACGAGGCUUAUCAAAGAGACAGAAAUAAAGCGAAAGAGCGAUUUUAAAGUAAAUCUCAUCAAAUAAGAUCGAUCAUAGUAUAUGUGCUAAGCUAAACAACAAAGUUUCAUUUAAGGGCUUCGAUUCGAUGAUAGUUUCCACAUUUUGUAACAAUGUUGUGAAUCUCGAGAAAAAAAAGAUUAGUUUCGAAAAAAGUUUCUCUCUUAAGAAUUUUGUUUGAAGAGCGCCAUCUGAUGGCUAGUAGCAAAAACAUAACUGAAAGAUAUAUUUUUUUUAUUUUCCUACUAUACAUUUUUAAACCUUCCAAAGCUUCAGUGAAAACUUGCUUGUGACCAACUUUUCAAACGGAACCAAUACAAAAAAGCAUUUGUUUUUGCAAAUAUUCAUGAUUUACAAAAAAUCACAAUAGAAAAAUACAAAUCGAAACAAAAACAUUUAAAAAAUCAGAUUGUAAGAAAAUCUAAUGGCAUAAAAAAUCGUAACUUGCUUCAAUUGCUGCUAAGUUUUGAAAACAUCAGUACAUCCACCCCCAUCUUUCAUGUGAAAAUAUUUCGUUCGAUCGAAUAACACACUUUAGUUUUUCUACAGAAAGAAUGCGAGCUGUGUGUAAAUUUAGAAAAAAGAA
This is a messenger RNA of Uranotaenia lowii, 4180 nucleotides long. RefSeq names its product fasciclin-1 (gene Fas1). Gene Ontology annotation, molecular function: cell adhesion molecule binding. The coding region runs from base 910 to 3114 and encodes 734 amino acids. The transcript is spliced from 16 exons. Gene Ontology annotation, cellular component: extracellular matrix. Lineage: Eukaryota; Metazoa; Arthropoda; Insecta; Diptera; Culicidae. The record is from RefSeq and is a predicted model, not a curated record. Gene Ontology annotation, biological process: cell adhesion; extracellular matrix organization.